UUUAAAUUUUAAUGGUAUGGAAAUAUGGAAAGCUCUAUCAUCGACAAUGCUCGGUAUCGAUCAAAGGUUUGAAUUGAAGUUCAGACAAAGCAAAAUGGACCACAAAUUUUACAUUUAAAUUUAUCAGUAAUGAAUAACACAUAACAUAUCGGUAUGAAUUCUUCGACAGAGCAUGAGCGCAAAAAAGAAACGGUUAGAUUUAUACAAAAAUUGGCUCAUACCGAUGGCAAGCUGAGAUCGCCAAUCGAUUUAAAUAUCAGCUACAUGAAAAUCGUGAAUCUAAAUCCUGUACAGUGGUUCAAUUACAAUGUCACGCCAAAAAAGUUAAAACUUAGCAAUACUGGAUACACCGUCAUGCUUAGCGCAACAUGGCGUGAAGAAGAACCGUAUUUGUGCGGCGGUCCUCUCGUCGGCAAUUACGUCUUCUCGCAGCUACAUUUCCAUUGGGGUAAGACCGACAUGGACGGUAGCGAACACCGCGUCGACGGUGGAAGCAUGUCAAUGGAACUGCAUGCGGUCCAUUAUAAGAGCGAAUACGGAACUCAGUUAGGGGCUCUCCGUCAAACUGACGGCGUCACUAUAUUGGUAUAUUUAUUCCAGGUAUGUUUUAGAAAUAGUAAUUGUAUACAGCUGCAGGCAGCCCCCAAUCCGCUUCUAGCUGAUAUCAUAAACACAAUACCCUUUAUCCAAGCGGCUCACUCCUCCAUUCGUUUAAUACCUUUCCCUUUAAUGAACAUUAUGCGAUGCUUUCAACGUGAUUACUUCGUUUACUGGGGCUCCAUAACCAUGACAAAUAUCAGAAAUAGCGUACUUUGGUUAAUAAGCAGAAGACCGUUAGGAAUAUCCAUCGAUCAAAUCGCAGAGUUCCGCACACUGUGCAACGAACGCAAAAUGCCGAUUUUGACGAAUUGUCAGCCGUUGCAGGACAGAGGUGAUAGAAACGUUUUCCACGUGUGUCCUAGUGGAUCCAGCUAUGCAACGCUCUUGCCGAUUUCACGUGAUGCUGAUGAUAAUUAUAUUCCUGAGGACGAUAUCGACCGUAAUGAUAAACAAUGAUGCGCCGAUUAUAUUAUUUAUUACGCAUUAAAAAAUAGUACAAUUUAUAAAUUAUUAUUUAUAUUCAUAAAUAUA
This is a messenger RNA of Wasmannia auropunctata (little fire ant), 1131 nucleotides long. RefSeq names its product carbonic anhydrase 1-like. The record is from RefSeq and is a predicted model, not a curated record. Gene Ontology annotation, cellular component: cytoplasm. Bases 154 to 1056 code for a protein of 300 amino acids. Lineage: Eukaryota; Metazoa; Arthropoda; Insecta; Hymenoptera; Formicidae. The transcript has 7 exons. Gene Ontology annotation, molecular function: zinc ion binding; carbonate dehydratase activity.